AGGCCUUCAUUGAAAGAUUUACACAUCAUAAUAUACAAAAUGGUACUCUUUUCAAAUUUAUGCCGCCGGUUUAGUACGAAAAUCAAAACGGGUAAUAGAAGUGUAAAGGUUUUAAUCUCCAGUGAAAAUGAUAUAUAUUUCAAUCUAGCGUUGGAAAACGCGCUAUUGAAAUCUUAUGGGAAGAAUAUGGCCAUAGACAACAAAUAUGAAGUACCAAUACUAUUCUUAUGGCGUAAUUCACCAUGUGUUAUCGUCGGGUGUAACCAAAAUGUUUGGUCGGAAUGCAACCUUGAUAACGUUAGGAAGGACGGUGUUAACCUAGUACGAAGGUUCACUGGAGGCGGAGCGGUGUACCAGGACCUUGGCAACACGUGUUUCACGUUUAUUUCUUCUCCGAAGGACUAUAGCUUUGAAAGGAACUGUAAUUUAAUUUGCUCAGCGGUUACCAAACUCAUAGGUGAAAAGUGCGAACCUAGUGGAAGAAAUGAUCUAUGUGUAAACGGAUUGAAAUUUUCCGGAUCAGCUUUCAAAUUGUUACCUAAUGCAGCAUUACAUCACGGAACCCUUUUAAUCAAUAUCAACCAAGGAUCACUAGACAAGUAUCUUACUCCUGAUAUAUCUAAGUUGGAGAAGCACAAUGUUAAAAGCGUUAAAGCGCGUGUGACUAAUCUAUGUCAAUUUAAUGAAACGGUGACGCAUGAAAUGAUAUGCAAUGCUAUAAUCGAUGAAGUGGCAUCGUUUUACAAAUCUCCCACGACAAAUGUAGAAUAUAUUGAUGCGAAGGCGAAAUGCUGUAAUGAUGAAGCAUUCCAGGAGUGCUAUCACAAGUUGAAAGACACCAAGUGGAUAUAUGGUGAAGAAAUGAAACGGUUUAAGUCAUUGAAGCAACGGUUUGAUUUUGGCUCGAUUGAAAUUUGCUUUGAUAUACAAGAUGGGAAUGUAGUUAAAUUUUGGGUAUAUUCGGACUCUUUGGAAACAGAUUUUAUAACAUGGCUACAAUUGAAGCUUAACCAAACAGCAAUCAAUGUUCCGUAUGAAGAAUUAGGAGAGACACUGAAACAUUUGGAAUAUGAGGCGUCAAAUGACGUCCUAGUUGCAGUGAAGAAAUGGUUAAUAUCGUCCUUGUCUAAUGAAGUCGAUGGAACAAUCAAAAACAAUGUCUAAAUGCUACAAUGAAUC
Babesia bovis T2Bo is the source of this 1179-nucleotide messenger RNA. RefSeq names its product lipoyltransferase and lipoate-protein ligase family protein. Gene Ontology annotation, cellular component: cytoplasm. The coding region runs from base 40 to 1164 and encodes 374 amino acids. The transcript has 8 exons. Gene Ontology annotation, biological process: protein lipoylation. Gene Ontology annotation, molecular function: lipoyltransferase activity; lipoate-protein ligase activity. NCBI's taxonomy places the organism in Eukaryota, Apicomplexa, Aconoidasida, Piroplasmida, Babesiidae. The record is from RefSeq and is a predicted model, not a curated record.